CUUACAGUGAGGACAUCGCGAGCGGGGGAAAGGAGGAGCUAUCAAAGAGGCGGAGAGCACAACCGCAUUCUCCUCUGAACUGAUCCCAAAAAAAAGAAACGGGGAGAAAGAGGGGAAACUGUAUCAGGACUCUUCUUUCUUCAGUCUGGCCACCUUGCUUGCACACACAAACGUCUCCAGCAUCGUCUCACACACUGUCCUCCGUCUUGUCCCCCCCUCCACUACGGAGCACCGUCACGACUCAUCUCUCCGUCUGGAAUCAGAGGGCAACCUUGGCGACAGUUGCCCUGUCUCUCCUGACAAGCCUUUGACGUCACACUGUCCACUGGCGUUAACUCAGCACAGCUGGCCCCGGCCCGGACCAACGGUCAAAAUGAGGAAAGGGUUCCAGAGUGGUGAAGCUCACACGGGGCAUCAGCCCGGUGGCGAGGAGAGAGGGAGGGAGGUGUGCGGGAAGAGGGGGGAGAAGGAGCAGCGGCACAGGAGAGCCGAGAAGAAGCUGCUGGCCUUCUGGAUGUCCUUGUCCCACAGGACCUGGACACUCUUCAGGCCCCGCAAGAGACCGGGCUUCCAGCGCUCCGCCUCGGCCGCUCGGCUGCUGAAGAGUGAGGCAUGAGGAGGGAAAGUGUGUGUGUGUUAGUGUGUAUGUAUGUGUGUCUGUGUGUGUGGAGGUCUGUCAGUAGCAGAGUGUCAGAAGAGGCCUCACAGACCUGCUGUCAAGUGGACCCGUGUGUGUGUGUGUGUGUGUGUGUGUGUGUCUGUCUUAAUAUGUGUGCGUGAUCCAUUUAAGUGGAGGAGAGCAGCUUCCUCCACCUAUUCCACCAUUUAUGUUGCUGCCCCGCCAGAGCUGGAGUCACAGGUGAAGGGCAAAACAAGCUUGUUGUCACGUUUAUUAAGAGCCACCAAAUGGAUUGACUAUCUCAAAUCAGCUUGACGGAUUCAACAAAAACAAAGGCUUGGGGGCUGAUUUUGGCGGCGGGGAUGGGUUAACUGGGCAUCAGCCAUGGUGGUGACCCAUCUCGCUCUGGAGCUGCGUUUCCAAGGGAAGAAGCUGAGGGGCUUCACGUGCAGACUGACCCGCUCAGCCCACGGCUUACUGCCAGAGAGCUCGCGGGUCAUCGCAGCCCAGAUCCUGCUGCCGUACCUGGUGUCCGGCCUGGGAAUGGUGGCGGCCGGGAUAGUCAUGGAUGCAGUGCAAGUAUGUGGGGAGAAAAGAAAAGUGUGUCUGUGGGUGCGAGUUUACAUGGUUGUACCAACAUUAGUUUUCGUUUUUCGAUGCAUGACCGGUAGAACCCGCUUCCGUCCACAGGCCAACACGGGACAGAUGGAUGAGGCUCAGCAGCAGUGGAGGAUGGUGCUCUGUAAUCUGGCUCUGAUUCAGGUCCAGGCUACAGUUGUGGGCUUCCUGGCAGCUGUUGCAGCAGUGGGCCUUGGGGGUCUGACCAGGGGUAGAGUGGACGUUAUCCAGGCGUCUGUCCUCUGUGCCAGCAGCGUCACCACCGCUUUCAUCGCUGCGCUGUCUCUAGGUCUGGUGAUGGUGGCAGUGAUUAUUGGAUCCAGGAAAGUGGGCAUUAACCCAGAUAAUGUGGCCACUCCAAUCGCUGCCAGCCUCGGAGACCUCAUCACUCUGUCUCUGCUGGCUGGUGUGAGCAGCCUCUUCUUCUGUUACAGAGACACGUGGUACCUGCCUCCUGCGGUGUGCGGAUUCUUCCUGCUCCUUACCCCAGCGUGGGUCAUUAUUGCCCGUCGCUCUCCACCAAUCAAUGAGGUCCUAAAGUCCGGCUGGCAACCAGUCAUAUUGGCCAUGUCCAUCAGCAGUAUUGGUGGACUGAUUCUGGAUAAGACAGUGAGCAACCCAAACUUCGAGGGUAUGGCAGUGUUCACUCCAGUCAUCAAUGGUGUAGGGGGAAAUCUGGUGGCCAUCCAGGCCAGCAGGAUGUCCACCUACCUCCACUACUGGAGUGUUCCUGGGGCUCUUCCAUUUAUAAUGAGUGAGAACUGUCCUGGACCCUGUGCUACCCUCUGCUCCUCAGAUGUGAACUCCACAUCAGCCAGAGUCCUGAUCCUUCUCGUGGUCCCGGGUCACCUCCUCUUCCUGUACAUCAUCCACUUCCUGCAGGGAGGCCAUACUGCCAUGACGCCCACCUUCAUCGUCUGCUACCUGUCUGCAGCUCUGCUUCAGGUGUUGAUUUUGCUUUACGUGGCCAGCCUGAUGGUGCGAUGGCUGUGGCGAAGGGGCCUGGAUCCAGACAACUUCUCCAUCCCCUACCUCACAGCUCUGGGUGACCUGCUGGGGACAGGUUUCUUGGCUCUUAGUUUCAGACUGAUUAUGACGGUCAGUUCUACUGGGACUGGAGUUUGACACAGACACGCGGUGCUGCCCACCCUGACUGUACUGUUCCCUAUAUGCAAGUGGCUGAAACACACUUGCAAAGCUUAUUGGAUAUAAGAAGGAAAGUGAGGGUUAAUGAACACAUGAGGCGUAUGCCGUUAUAUUUGUGCCUCAACACUGAGCGUCCAAAUGGGACAGAAACCUAUUUUUUUAUAAGCACAUACAUUUUAUUUUGUUGACGGAUUAAUGCACAAAGAAUAAUGUAAUUUGAUCAAACAAAUAUCUAUUCUGUGCUCAAUAAAUGCAUUUGUCUGUUUGUUGUAACAGUAUAAGGGCACAGUAUAGCCUCUCACUCAUUCCCCGCUGUGUGUCCUCUCAAACCCCUUGGACACCUGCUGUGUCUCUCCCAACAUCUCUGCUCAAGGUAGCCUCAACCGGACAGAGCGUUACUGUGUGUGUCCCAACAGCAGGUAAAGGCAAAUUCAGCUAGCUAGCUUACAGCUAAAGUACAGUUUGGACAUAUAGCGCUGCAGGGACGACGUAUUUUUGUAGGCUAACCCGGAAGUUAGCAUCGUGCCGGUUCCCUCCACAAAAAGCCAAUGAGAUUUGUCCAUUCGAUUUGUGAUUAUUGCAGGAAAUAGGCUCUGUGGCUAUCACAGAUUAUGAUACUAAUGUUAUGUUCAACAAGACCACUUUUAUGGUUUCUGAAGCAUGAAUGCAAAUACCAGAAGUAAAAAACUAAUGUUAGGCUACAAACAACCUACACGUAUGCAUGACUUCACCUCAUAACCACUAGGCACUAGUUGGAACAUUUAUAAAAUUCUGCUCGUAUGCUAGUCUACCUAGCUAUCUUGAUAGGUUAAUAAGCUGGCUAACAGAUGGAUGGCAGCUAAGCAGUCGCUAACUAAGUUAGCUGCCUAACCUCUUAUUUGCCAGCUACUCAGCAAAGGCAUUAUAAUCAAUGUUUCUUUUAUUUUUUGAAAAACUGCUCUUAAAUGUUUAGACUUAGCAGCACAACUGCAUGUACAAGAUGUAAGGGUAACAACCUGAGUUGAGAGUAAUAGCUAGCUGACAUGCUAAUUACUAUAAACCAGCUGAUAGCAUGCCAUUCAAAUGAGAUAAGGCACACUGACCAACAGUCAAAAGUCAUACAUUACUUUUUUUUAAAUUUAAAAAAGGUACAGAAGUUUCUUGCAGAGGAAAUUAGUAAAGCAGGUAAACUUUGUUCUCCGAUUUUUUUUGUCUGAAAAUAAUUUCUCUGCAAACUAUGUGUUAGAAAAAAAAAAAGUUUUUCUCUGCUAAUAUAAUAUCCCUUCGUGCUCAGGAUUUAGACACAAAUCUAACAACGUACUGUAGAUGCGGGAAUGAACAAAGAGAAGUGGAAACAAUGUGGCUCAAAAUAGAAAGAGUUGGACUUAUUUUGCACUCACACAGCUCCCGGUAGUCUGUAGUUGUACUGAUCAUUGGGGUUGCACUGGUCUCAAUACCAUGCAGCAUGACUCUGUAGACACAACACCCACCUAAAAUAGAUACAAGUGGAAAUACCAUAGAACCACUGUACUGGUAGCUGUUGACACAUCUGUACACCUAUUGUCAGCUCUUAAUGUUAGAUGGCAAAUGAUUGUAUUAGGCAAUAAUUACAUAUAACUGAGUGUAAAUGUAUAUGAACACAAAUUAAAUGCUGAAUGGUAGAUUUUAUCUUGUUUAUUUAGGUUUGUGCCUUUAGACCGUGACAAGCCUUCAGUUUGCCGUUGCCAAAUUUCUACUGGUAUUUAUUUGUUUGUGCAGCACAGUGCCACCGAAUAUAGCCUGUUGUACUUAACUGUCUCCAUGUUAGUAUGUGUUACAGGUAAUGACAAUAUUUCUUUGAGCUCUUUUUGUGAACAAGUGAUUUAGUAUGCAUCUCUCUGUAUGGGGCAUUUUCAAUUGUUUGAUAUCCACUUUUAGAAAAACGAUUGUCUUUUCUGAUCAUGAAAUAGCAUCCAAAGAUGGUAACAAAUCCAUUUUCGCAGCGACAUCAAGCUUAACUGGACUUGUCUCUGACAUUUGUAAGAACUUCUAGAUGACAGCUUUGCAGCUAUGAUUUGUAAAUGAAAUAAAAGACUGACAUGUAAGUCACAAUUGCUGUAUUCUGAAGGAUAUCUGCACAGAGUGUCAAGUAUCAGGAAUGAUGCCUUCAAAACGUAUCACCGCUCCAAUAUUCAAACCAAUAAACGAACCCUCGUUGAAAUGCAUUUAUUUGAAAAUUGUGAGAGAAACUAUGGAUCUAUUUUGGUUUGUCUGACUUUGCGGAGUCAGCAAUAACAGAAUAAAUGAAGACAAUGUCAUUGUUACACAAAAAUCUCUUCCUACAGCACAAAAAAAAAAUAAACAUAGUCACAGUUUA
Messenger RNA from Anarrhichthys ocellatus (wolf-eel), 4718 nucleotides. RefSeq names its product solute carrier family 41 member 3-like. The coding region runs from base 1004 to 2362 and encodes 452 amino acids. Gene Ontology annotation, molecular function: monoatomic cation transmembrane transporter activity. The record is from RefSeq and is a predicted model, not a curated record. NCBI's taxonomy places the organism in Eukaryota, Metazoa, Chordata, Actinopteri, Perciformes, Anarhichadidae. Gene Ontology annotation, cellular component: plasma membrane. The transcript has 9 exons. Gene Ontology annotation, biological process: monoatomic cation transport.